Molecule: messenger RNA, 1656 nt
Organism: Diospyros lotus (date-plum)
Lineage: Eukaryota; Viridiplantae; Streptophyta; Magnoliopsida; Ericales; Ebenaceae
Product: GLABRA2 expression modulator-like
Exons: 4
Coding region: 166-1080 (304 amino acids)
Source: RefSeq, a predicted model, not a curated record
CUCAGUCCUCCGAUUACCACCGCCGGUGAAAAGAGCCAAAUAAAAUAUUCAAAGGCGCAAAAUGCUCCCCACGCGCCACCCACGCGCCACCUGACCUGGCCGCGCCAAGUCCGAUAAAGAUCGCUUUCCUAAUCGAUUCGUCGAGAUCCGGGGCUGGGGAAGACGAUGGAGCCGCGGAGCGGGGAGCCGAAGGCAGAACCGAAGCAGCCGCCCGAGGCGGAUCUGAGGUCGGGCCAGGAUCGAGAUCAUAACUCCGAUCCGAGCAAGGAGGGCGAUGCAACCGUUGCUAAGACGAAUCGUGAGGCCCAGACGCAACAACUUGAUGAUCAUCGUCCCAACCCUGGCGGAAAUGGCGGUGAAAAUAGGAGUGAUCGCGUCGAUGAUAAAUUGGAUAUGAACAGCGGUAGUCGAUCGCAGAAAUCGGUGCAAUGGAGCCAGGAAUUGGUCGAACCUCGUUCCUCGACUGCGCCUUCCUUCAUUGAGUCGCUGAUUACUGCUCGAAAUGUACUGGGGAGAUGGGGAAGGAGAGUUAGAGAAGCAACAAGGAUGGCAGAGGAUCUUGCUGGAAACACUUGGCAACACUUGAAAACUGCCCCCAGUUUUACUGAUGCUGCCUUGGGUAGAAUUGCUCAAGGAACAAAGAUUCUGGCUGAAGGUGGUUAUGAGAAAGUUUUUAGACAAACUUUUGAGACGGUUCCCGAGGAGCAACUUCAAAGUUCAUAUGCGUGUUACUUAUCCACCACUGUGGGUCCAGUGAUGGGAAUUUUAUAUGUAUCUACAGCAAAACUUGCAUUUUGCAGUGAUAAUCCAAUGCCAUAUAAAGAUGGUGGCAAGACUGAAUGGAGCUAUUAUCAGGUAAUCAUCCCUUUUGAUGAGCUUAAAGCAGUUAACCCUUCAGCAGGCAGUGCUGAAAAGUACAUCCAGAUUGUCUCUGUUGAUAACCAAGAGUUUUGGUACAUGGGCUUUCUAUACUAUGAUGGUGCCGUCAAGUGCCUGGAGGAUGUUCUCCAAGCUUGCAACUUAGCCGAUAAUGGUGUCUCGCCUUCGAGCACUAAUCACACAGAAGGAUGUGCUUCGUGAUAUACCAAAAAAAGCUUGCGAUCCUUAUUCCAUACAGAUUUUGACGAAUCUCAACUUCGCGUCUUAGCCUGGCUUGAUCGGCUCUCCACCACAAAUUAACCGGUUUGGGGAUCUAUUGCUCUAUGAUCUUGAUUCUAGUCUGUUUAUACUACUUACAUUUAAAUACAUCUGCCAUGCCUCAUUGUUCUUCCUCUGAUACAAAUCUCUCUCAGUUAUUCAAAACAUCCACUCUCUUACCAAAAGAGAGAAGAAGAGAGACGGAUGUCUUCAAUGGGGAGUUCUUCUGGCAAUUGGCAUGCAUAAGAGAUCAAUACUGAGAUACUGGCUUGACUACUUAACUAUAAAUUUGAAAGAGGUUUCAGUGGUUAAAUUGUUGUAAUCUUUGGUUGAUAUUUGACUGAUAUAAAAUUAAGAUGCAGUGUCAUAAGGAGGCUGCAAUGUGGAAAAUCCAAUUAAGUGUUCAGUUGUUUCGGAUUUUUCAAACAUUUUGACAUUCUAAGGGUUCUUGUAAAUAAGAAUUUUAUUAAAUGAAAAAUUGCAAAAGCGUCCAUAUUGGCAUACCUUGUGCUUCACAAC